AUGGGAUCGAACAAAGAGAAGGAAUGGAUGGACGAUUGUCUGCAGAGACUCGAAAGUAACUUAUAUUAUCCGUUUACUUUUUUCCCUCCUCACUUUUCAGCCCUCUCCCACAGCAAAUCCAAAUCGAUCGUCGACAUAAUGAGCGGUCACGAGAUCAUCGCAAUCCUACGGCUCGUCGAAAAGUCGUUCAUGGACGAGUGCAAUCUGAUCGAAGUGGAGGCGCCCAUCAAAAUAAUCGGAGACAUUCACGCGCAGUGGCACGACCUCGACCGUCUGUUCGAAGUGAUCGGAAGAGUGCCAGAGCAGAAGAUGAUGUUUUUGGGGAACUAUGUGGACAUGGGCGGCCAGGGAAUCGAGGUGACCGUCACGCUCUUCUGCUUGAAGAUCCGCCAUCCGCGCAAGAUGUUUCUGCUGCGAGGCAACCAUGAGAUACCCGAAGUGAACAAGGUCUAUGGGUUCUAUUCGGAGUGCGAGACCAAGUACGGAGCGGGUCUCUGGUGGGACUUCCAGUCCGUCUUCAACCGCAUUCCCAUGGCCGGUCUCGUCUCGAAGAGGGUGCUUUGCGUGCACGGAGGCCUCUCUCCCUUCCUCCGUUCGCUCGAUGACAUCCGCAACAUUCCUCGUCCGUGUGAACCUCAGAACAGGGGGCUCGUCACGGAUCUCUUGUGGUCCGACCCGACGAAUCGAGGAGACGGAUGGUUUUAUUCGGUUAGAGGUACGGAUGGUCGAAUAACGAUACAACACAAUUGAUCGUUUGCAGGUAUUAGCUACAUGUUCGGCAAGGCGAUCGUCGAAAAUGCGUGCAAAACGCUCAAAGUUUCGCUGAUUAUCCGAUCGCAUAUGGUCGUGCAGAAUGGAUACGAAGUGAUGAGCGGAAGGAAACUGAUCACGGUCUUUUCGAUGCCCAACUUCCUGGGACUCGUCAGCAACUCGGCGGCGGUGCUCCACUUGAAUGCGCGGCUCGAAGUGUUCCACCAGAUCAUCCAUCCGUCCGUACAUCCUCCCCAUCCAUCGCAUCUUCGAGAAGCUUCUCCACUCGCUCGAGAUCUCGAUCCUCACAUUGCUUUUGCCGAUCAAUUGACUGUGAGAGCACUGGAAACCGCAUCGAAAACUUAA
Messenger RNA from Caenorhabditis sp. 36 PRJEB53466, 1116 nucleotides. The record is from the annotation of a GenBank genome assembly. Lineage: Eukaryota; Metazoa; Nematoda; Chromadorea; Rhabditida; Rhabditidae.